UUUUUAUUUAAUGUCUGAACAAUACCUAGAAGUAAAUGGCGCCAAUCUUUGCUACGAGAUUGAAGGAAGCGGUCCUUAUAUUGUAUUCGUCGCUGGUGGAAAUGGUGGUCAUCGUUUAUUUAGACGCAUUCGUGAUAUUUUGACCAAACAUUUUACUGUGGUCUUGUAUGACCGACGUGGCUACUUUCGAAGCAAGCUUACCGGCCCUCAAGACUAUAAAAAAAAUGUGGAAGCCAAUGUCGAAGAUCUAUACCGAUUGAUGAAACAUAUCACAGAUGAAAAAUUCGUUAUAUUUGGUAUUAGUGGGGCUGGGCCUAUUAUAUUCAAAUAUUUGGUUACUUACCCCGAAACAAUUUCUAAAAUGAUUGCCCAUGAACCCGUAUAUUUUCCGGAGAACUUUCCAAGAAAAAAAGACGUACAAAAUUUCCACAAUCAUUUACACCGAUUGCUACAUUAUGAAGGUCGAAAUGCUAGUAUGGCGCUGAUCGGGACGGAAUAUUUUAACGAAGCAGACUCUUACAUACUGGUCCAUAAUCAGAAGAGCGAUAAAACAAACAAUUGGACCUAUUGGAUCGAGCACGAAUGUUGUGAAGAUCCGUUUAUAAAUAUUGAUCUAAAUUCGAUAAAAGCUCAAAGUAGAAAGCUGAUGUUUUUAAAUGGUCAAGACUGCAGGGGAUAUUUUGUUCAAGAGCCAGGAAAGUUUAUUGCUGAAGCUAUAGGAAAAGAGACAUACACCCUUCCCGGUGGACAUAUUGGCUUUUAUACUCACUCCAAAGAAUUUGCUGCAGAAUUGAUUAAGCUAUGUCAAGUAAAUUCUAUCAUAGGAUAUCAACCAAAGUUAUAGAAUAUUUAAUUUUACUCAGCAUAAUUAAAAACCUUUUUAAAAUAAAACUCAUUGUAUCUCAGUG
Molecule: messenger RNA, 908 nt
Organism: Mucor mucedo
Lineage: Eukaryota; Fungi; Mucoromycota; Mucoromycetes; Mucorales; Mucoraceae
Product: Alpha/Beta hydrolase protein
Exons: 1
Coding region: 11-844 (277 amino acids)
Biological process (GO): glycerolipid catabolic process
Molecular function (GO): triacylglycerol lipase activity
Source: RefSeq, a predicted model, not a curated record